AUGGCAUCUAGUAAGAACUCACUCUCCGUGCUAUUCAUGGCUUUGGUCCUCAUGGCUGUUGUAAGUGAAUUGGCAACUGCAAGUUCGAUAACAGCAUAUGGUGGACCAGGUUGCGCCGGCAGACGUGUUAGGUUAGAUGGGUGUGGAUGCUCGAACAUUGUUUUCCGGAAUGGUUAUGAAUUUGUUUACACUGGUCAAACUGCUAACAUGUAUAACCAAGCAGACUGUCAGGGUGUGAGCAAUUUCGCUUUCAAUGCCAAUGCUAGUGGGAGCAGCCCCUUUGGAUGGAGGAGCGUAUUCAUCCAGUGUUAA
Messenger RNA from Papaver somniferum (opium poppy), 312 nucleotides. Its product is annotated as antimicrobial peptide 1-like. Bases 1 to 312 code for a protein of 103 amino acids. Lineage: Eukaryota; Viridiplantae; Streptophyta; Magnoliopsida; Ranunculales; Papaveraceae. The record is from RefSeq and is a predicted model, not a curated record. Gene Ontology annotation, biological process: negative regulation of growth; defense response. The transcript has a single exon.